Molecule: messenger RNA, 501 nt
Organism: Eremothecium cymbalariae DBVPG#7215
Lineage: Eukaryota; Fungi; Ascomycota; Saccharomycetes; Saccharomycetales; Saccharomycetaceae
Gene: RSM18
Product: mitochondrial 37S ribosomal protein bS18m
Exons: 1
Coding region: 1-501 (166 amino acids)
Biological process (GO): mitochondrial translation
Cellular component (GO): mitochondrial small ribosomal subunit; ribosome
Molecular function (GO): small ribosomal subunit rRNA binding; structural constituent of ribosome
Source: RefSeq, a predicted model, not a curated record
AUGACGAUGGUUUUCAAGUGCGCGCUACAGCUUCCAAGCAGAAGAUUAUUCUCUAGGACAAAUAGUUGCUUGAAUGGAUCUAAUAUUGACUUUAGUAUUUUUGAAGAACCCAAGAAGGUGAAUGAUGCAACGGAUAUUGAGGUUAAAAAACUAGAUUCUAGUUUGUUAAAGAAAUUCCCUCUUGGAAACGUGUAUAAUCCUUUCGAUUUUUCGAUGGAACGUCUUCAUUUAGACAAAAAGUUUGCUAAAAAUGGCCGUUGGAAUAGUGAUAUUUUCGAUCAUAUGAAGGCCAAUCCAUUGGAUUUUUAUACUAACCCAGAGUUUCUGUCCAGGUUUCUAACUUCUACUGGUAGAAUACAACAUAGAGACGUUACUGGUCUUUCUGUGAAGAAUCAGCGUCGUCUUGCGAAGGCUAUUAAAAGAUGCCAAGCUAUUGGACUGAUGUCCAAGACACAUAAAGAUGUGUCAUUCCUGCCAACUAGAAUGAUUUCUAAUAAAUAA